CGCCCCGUCACCAUGAGACAUCCGGGUCUUCUAGCGCGUCGCCCGUGGAUAUGCACUCAAUGCAGCACCAGCGCCCGUUAUUUCUCGGUCGCGACAUCCAGGGCCGCUGCUCAGCGCGGCUCCAAGAAAUCCAACCUCCCCGACUCGCCCGCCAGGACUCGGUUUGCGCCCUCGCCCACCGGUUACCUGCAUCUGGGAUCUCUGCGGACGGCUUUGUUCAAUUAUCUUCUGGCUAAGCGGACCGGAGGCCAAUUUCUGUUGCGAAUCGAGGAUACGGAUCAGAAACGGACGAUUCCUGGCGCCGAACAGAGGUUGUACGAAGAUCUAGAAUGGGCUGGAUUACACUGGGAUGAAGGCCCUACCAUCGGAGGUCCUUACGGUCCGUACCGGCAGUCCGAGCGAACUGCCAUCUACCGCACUCACACCCACGAUCUCAUCAACAACGGCCACGCCUACCGAUGCUUCUGCUCCGCCGAUCGACUGGACGCCUUCGCGAGACAUCGCAGCCAGGCCGGACUACCUCCGGGUUACGAUCGAAAAUGCGCAGACAUCACCGCCGAGGAAUCCGAAGAACGCGCAGCCAAUGGAGAAACGCAUGUGGUCCGUCUGAAGGUGGAAGGAUACCCGAUGUUCGACGAUCUGGUCUAUGGCAAGACCGGACAAAAUCGCUCGCCCAACAAACUGGACCUGAUCGAGCGGGUGUACGAUGACCCCAUUCUGCUGAAAUCGGACGGUCAUCCAACUUAUCACCUUGCCAAUGUGGUCGACGACCAUUGCAUGAAGAUCACCCACGUCAUUCGAGGAACCGAAUGGAUGCCCUCGACGCCUCUACAUGUUGCGCUAUACAAUGCCUUCAAGUGGACACCGCCUCGGUUCGGCCAUGUGCCUCUGCUGGUGGACAAGUCUGGCCAGAAGCUCAGCAAGCGCAAUGCCGACAUCGACUUGACCUACUUCCAGGACAAGCAGGGCGUUUUUGCCGCGACGCUGGUGAACUUCGCCGCUCUCUUGGGAUGGUCUCACACCCAAAAGUCGGAUAUCUUUAGCUUGGCAGAGCUGGAACAGAUCUUCAACCUCAAAAUCACCCGCGGUAACACCGUCGUCGCCUUUGAGAAGCUCUGGUUCUUGCAGAAGGCGCAUGCUCAACGAUUUGCCGCAACUGGCGGUCCUGAAUUCGAAGAGAUGGUGUCUAGAGUCACCAGAGUCGUCGAAGACACCUACCCAGCCGCUCAACUCUCGCCAAUCCUCCAGUCGCGCCCAAUUUCCGAAUACAUCACGCCCCUCCUCCAGGCCGACGCCAAAUCCUUUACCAACGCUACUGAAUUCACCCACCGCAAUGCUACAUUCUUCACCACCGCUCUCACCAGGCCCCCAUACACAUCUACAGCCACCAACCCCAACGGCCCAGACACAAUCCCCAUCUCCACCCUCCACACGGCCGCCGCAGCACUCAGCCUCGUCCCCGAACCCCACUGGACCAUCGAAACCCACCGCUUCAAUAUCUCCUCGUACGAUGGCGCACAGACAGAAUCCAACCCCGACCUCACCGAAGAGGAGCAGCGCAAAGCGCGCGUCGCUGCCGACAAGGCUUUCAAGAAGGAACUGUACCAUUAUCUCCGCUGGGCCUUGUCCGCGUCCGCCCCGGGGCCCGGGAUUCCGGAGACGAUGGCCAUCCUCGGCCGGGCCGAGUCGGUCCGUCGACUGCAGGAGGCGAAGGAGUUGACGUCGGAGCUGAGCUCGGCGUCGAGGCCCAAAGCUCAAGGGAAGCCGAUGCAGACGGAGGAUAAGUCGUGGAUGGGAUCGUUGGCUUCGUGAUCGUGGUCAGAAUCAGUCCUGGUCAUUGAUUUGACCUCAAUCUGUACAUUAUUUGUCAUACUAAAGGUAUAAAA
Aspergillus steynii IBT 23096 is the source of this 1886-nucleotide messenger RNA. Its product is annotated as glutamate--tRNA ligase MSE1. The record is from RefSeq and is a predicted model, not a curated record. Bases 13 to 1812 code for a protein of 599 amino acids. The transcript is spliced from 7 exons. Gene Ontology annotation, molecular function: zinc ion binding; ATP binding; glutamate-tRNA ligase activity. Gene Ontology annotation, biological process: glutamyl-tRNA aminoacylation. NCBI's taxonomy places the organism in Eukaryota, Fungi, Ascomycota, Eurotiomycetes, Eurotiales, Aspergillaceae.